CUAUUUGUACAAUAGACCCACACUCACUUACUCCUAUCACUCUCUCACAUACACGUGCACUCAGCCAGUCACCAUCUUUCUCUUGCUAUCCUAAGUCCCACCCAAGUGAGAAGUGAGAACUGACCCAAGCCAAGCACGCACGAGACGCACCCACUAGCGGUCGGCCACCACCAUGACACCACCAGUCCACCAUGCACCACCUACGCUUGAAGCCCAGCCGCGCCUGAAGCCAAAUCCAAAUCUAGAAAACCUUAUGUGAAGCCCGCAAAGCAGCUGCAGCAACAACAAGGUGGUGGGAAGUAGAAGAGGUGAAGAAAGAGACUGGGUUAGGGCUCACCGCUCACGCAUCGAAAAUCUGAAAACUUUGGAGAGUGUAUUCCGAGUUUCCAAUGGAAGAGGUAGCUCGCCGAAGCCAGCAAACAUUACCAUUUUGUGUUUCUAUCAUUAACCUUCAGAUUCUUCUUGGAAGAAAUGUACUUGAAACGUUAUUGUUGUUUCCCCUCAGACAAUGAGCAAAGCAAACUUAAGUUUGACAGCAAUAGGGACUAUCCAUGGGAAAUGUACACCUUGAAGGAGUUGCUUCGUGCAACAAACAACUUUCAUCACGAUAAUAAGAUUGGAGAGGGUGGAUUUGGAAGUGUUUAUUUUGGUCGAACAAUUGAAGGCAUUGAGAUUGCGGUGAAGCGGUUGAAGAUGAUGACGGCGAAGGCGGAGAUGGAGUUUGCAGUAGAAGUGGAAGUACUUGGAAGAGUGAGGCAUAAAAAUUUGUUGGGAUUGAGGGGUUACUAUGCAGGGGAAAAUGAAAGGUUAAUUGUGUAUGAUUACAUGCCAAAUCAUAGUUUGCUCACUCAUUUGCAUGGUCCACUCUCUAAGGAAUGUCAUCUAGAUUGGAGUAGAAGGAUGAGUAUUGCAAUUGGAGCUGCUGAAGCUGUGGCGUAUUUGCACCAUGAGUCAACUCCUCACAUCAUACACAGAGAUAUAAAGGCAAGCAAUGUUCUUCUAGACACUGAAUUUCAAGCAAUGGUUGCUGAUUUUGGCUUUGCAAAGCUAGUACCAGAUGGUGUGACCCAUCUCACCACAAAGGUUAAAGGCACAUUAGGAUAUUUGGCACCAGAAUACGCCAUGUGGGGAAAAGUUUCUGAGAGCUGUGAUGUUUACAGCUUUGGGAUUUUGCUGUUGGAGAUUGUCAGUGCCAAGAGACCAAUUGAGAAAUUCCCGGGGGGAGUGAAAAGGGAUGUUGUUCAAUGGGCCACACCAUUAUUGAAGAAGGGUUUGUUUUAUAAUAUUGCAGAUCCAAAGUUGAAGGGUGAAUUUGAUAUGGAGCAAUUGAAAAUAGUGACUGCAAUAGCUAUGAAAUGCACUGAUAGCAGUGCGGAGAAGAGGCCUACCAUGACAGAAGUAGUGGAUAUGCUGAAGGAUGGUAUAGGGAAGAGAAGUGAUUAUUCCAAUUUUAAGAAGAAUAUUAUUGACCAAAAAAGUAAGAAGAAUAUUGAAGAUGAAGAAAAUGAAAAAAACUAUUUGUAUUAGGAGACAGAAAUGAUGUAAUCAAAGUUGAAAAAUACCACCUGAUAUGUAUGAAGUCUUUUUUUUUAACUUUAACCAAUUCUAUAAAAUCAAGCAGCAUAGACGCCAAAAUGUUGGAACGAACAAAAGAGUCUAGACCAGGGCAAGAAAGUCUGCGGCACUAUUGCCGGAUCUACGAACAAAAGAAAUAUCCAUGCGAGUAAAAGAUAAAGCUAAGGAACGACAAUCCUCAAGAACCAAAUCAAGAUAAGAGUAGUCUCUACUGCGACGUCACCACCACUGAAACAGCUGCAAAGAAUCUGUCUCAAAACAAACGGAGAAGAACCCCAAAUCAAGAGCAAGGCGCAUCGCCCACCGCAAGCAAAGGGCCUCCGCUAAACCCGUUGAUUGCAUCAUCACCGGAGUUAGAGUGGCCGCCGCAAGGAGCUCUCCUGCCUCAUCCCUUGCUACCAUGACAAACGAUGCCAAGGAUCGUCGGACCAACGCGUCCACAUUGACUUUGAUCCACCCAACCGGAGGCCUCGUCCAUGUCACAGCAUCAGACCCUGGAACACGCUGAAACGCUACUAGUCUAGGCAAGGCUUCAAGAGCUUCCAGCCGAGAGAAGAUGUGGUGAACAGACAGCUCUCUCCCUUCAAAAACUCGAGCAUUCUUGGCCUCCCAUAACACAUACACCAGUGUGAGAACCCUCGCGAUUACCUCCUACCCACACCCUCCACGAUUCGUGACACCUUUUUUUUUUUACUGAACGCUCAAUUUGCUCCCUGGAAAUUUUUGUUGCGGACA
This is a messenger RNA of Lotus japonicus, 2310 nucleotides long. RefSeq names its product PTI1-like tyrosine-protein kinase At3g15890. The record is from RefSeq and is a predicted model, not a curated record. The transcript has 6 exons. Gene Ontology annotation, biological process: protein phosphorylation. Gene Ontology annotation, molecular function: protein kinase activity; ATP binding. Gene Ontology annotation, cellular component: plasma membrane. Bases 472 to 1527 code for a protein of 351 amino acids. NCBI's taxonomy places the organism in Eukaryota, Viridiplantae, Streptophyta, Magnoliopsida, Fabales, Fabaceae.